CAAAACUGCUUGUGCGUUGCUGAAAUUCUAUAGUAAGGGUACAUUUACCAUUUCUAGUGUCAGGACAACAAUGCCGUCGGGAAGAGGCCUGCCUCGACUUAAGUACACCCCUGCAGCCUCACAGCAGCUCGCGUUAACCAAGGAUGCGGCCAAAAUGAACCGGGUCACAAGUGGUAUCGGUGGUGCGUUGGAGGGUGUCCAAAUGAGAAUCGAGAUGCUGACUCGAGAGAUCAAGGCCGACGAGAAGGGCAAAAAGGACUAUGACGAGCAGCUUUUUCGACUAAACGAGCGCCGGAAGGACUUGGAGGCCAAAUUGAAGGAAUGCAGAGAAUGGAGCGACCUCUUCGAAAGCAAGAUCAAACCUCUCGCGGGCAAGUACACGGAGACGACGGACAGCAUGCAAGGACAGUAUAACGAGGCCAAGCAACGCCAUGCCCAAGGAAUCCUCGUACUCAUGGAGAACUUCGACUACCACCCAGAGUUCAAACGCUUCAGCGACACUUUCACUGCUGUCCCCUUCAAGCCAAAGUAGAGCAGACUGGCAAUACCGAAGGCGCAAUAUAUUUCUAGUGAAUGGAUCGUUCGAGGAAUGAAUAAAUGAUAGUGGUUCACCGUUCUGUCA
Phytophthora nicotianae INRA-310 is the source of this 622-nucleotide messenger RNA. RefSeq lists its product as hypothetical. The record is from RefSeq and is a predicted model, not a curated record. The coding region runs from base 71 to 532 and encodes 153 amino acids. Lineage: Eukaryota; Oomycota; Peronosporomycetes; Peronosporales; Peronosporaceae. The transcript has a single exon.